Molecule: messenger RNA, 525 nt
Organism: Penicillium antarcticum
Lineage: Eukaryota; Fungi; Ascomycota; Eurotiomycetes; Eurotiales; Aspergillaceae
Exons: 3
Coding region: 1-525 (174 amino acids)
Source: RefSeq, a predicted model, not a curated record
AUGCUCGGGCUCACCUAUUUAUGCGUGGUGGCUACUGCAGCUCUCGCAACAGCGGCUUCACCCACCGUGUACUUGAUCCGCCACGGAGAGAAACCAAGCGAUGGAGGAAAUGGGUUGAAUGCCCAGGGGGUUCAACGUGCGCAGUGCUUGCGAUCCGUCUUUAGCAAAAGUUCGUCUUAUAACAUUGGCUAUAUAAUGGCGCAGACACCGAAGAGUAAUGGGAAGCGCGCUCGUCCAUAUGACACAGUGGAGCCACUGGCCGAAGAUCUUGGUCUCACCGUUGACACUUCCUGUGAUCGGGAUGAUCCAGGGUGCGUUAAAGACGUGGUUGAUGGAUACGACGGAUCCGGCAACAUCCUGAUAUGCUGGGAGCACGACGCCCUAACGGAUAUUGUUGAGAAGCUUGGUGACAAAGAUGCGCCGUCGUAUCCAGAUGAUAGCUAUAACAUCAUCUGGACUGACCCUUCUCCUUAUUCUGACAUCACCGCCGAGACCAGCGAAGACUGUGCUGGUUUGGAUGACUGA